This is a messenger RNA of Sporothrix schenckii 1099-18, 831 nucleotides long. Its product is annotated as trans-aconitate 2-methyltransferase. The transcript is spliced from 2 exons. The record is from RefSeq and is a predicted model, not a curated record. Bases 1 to 831 code for a protein of 276 amino acids. NCBI's taxonomy places the organism in Eukaryota, Fungi, Ascomycota, Sordariomycetes, Ophiostomatales, Ophiostomataceae. Gene Ontology annotation, molecular function: trans-aconitate 2-methyltransferase activity.
AUGUCUACCUCCAAAGACGGCAAAGACGGCACGGACUGGUCGGCCGACCAGUACCUCAAGUUCCAUGACGAGCGCACGCGCGCUGUCCACGACCUGGUCCACCGCGGCGACACACCCCUCCGGAUCAUUGACCUUGGCUGCGGCCCGGGCAACUCGACGGCUGUCCUGGCCGACCGCUUCCCCGGCGCGCAGCUGUCGGGCGUCGACUCGUCACCCAACAUGAUUGCCAAGGCGCGCGCGACCCUGCCCGGCGUGGCCUUUGGCCUGGCCGACCUGCGCACGUAUGCGCCGGCGCCCGGCGCGGCCGACUUGCUGCUGGCCAACGCCGUGUUCCAGUGGCUCAGCCUCGCCGAGCGCCUGCCGACGGUGCUGCGCCUGUUUGCGGCGCUGCCGCCGGGCGGCGUGUUUGCGUACCAGGUGCCCGACAACAAGUCGGAGCCCACACACCAGGCGAUGCGCGAGGUGGCCCGCGGCGAGGCGCCGGGCACGUCGCCGUCGGACCCGUGGGUGGCGACGCUGCGCGAACUGCACGACCGCGACCCGAUCGAGACGCCCGAGCAGAUUUACGAUGCGCUGAUCCCGCACAGCCAGAGCGUGGACGUGUGGCACGCGGUGUACAACCACGUGCUGGUGGGCGGCCCCAAGGACAUUGUCGAGUGGGUGCGGGGGACGGGUCUGCAGCCGUGGGUGAAUGCGCUGCCGGACGAGGUGACCAAGCAGGCAUUUGUGGCAGCAUACGAGCGGCGGCUCGGCGAGCUUUACGAGCGGCGGGUCGACAACAGUGUCAUCAUUCGCUACCCGCGGCUGUUUGUCGUGGCAGUCAAGAAGUAA